Molecule: messenger RNA, 5028 nt
Organism: Phasianus colchicus (ring-necked pheasant)
Lineage: Eukaryota; Metazoa; Chordata; Aves; Galliformes; Phasianidae
Source: RefSeq, a predicted model, not a curated record
GGAGUUAAAAGCAGCACGGGUAUCCAGAUAAGAACGUAAGAUAUGCAUUGGCUGGAAUCUGACAGGGUUGAGGUAAUCACCUGCCGCUGAAUUGAGACUCAGAUGGGAAGUAGGAAGUGCUGUGCUCAAGCUUCCUGUAUAAAUAAAUGCAGCUUUCCCACAGCUACUGCAUACAAGCUGUGACGUGCUUUUAAGAUAUAAUGGCAGCACGCUCUUAAUAGCAGGGAGGGGAUUAUUUAUCAGAGUGGCAAAGGAACCGAGAGGCAAGUCCUUCUGCAGUCCUACGAAGUGCACAGCUGUCAGAUACACGGAGAAGAGAAAGGGUGUGUGAGAGGAAUCUGCCUCUGCUUCUGAUUGCAAGCUGCAGUGGUUGUGACAUGAUUCUUGGGAGCGCUGGAGUGUGAGUGAAGCUAUUGAAAAGUCAAACAGCUGGGACUGAAUACUACUCUCCUUUCAAGGCAGAAAGGACAACUGAUGAGAGAAUGGGCUCUGCAGGGAAGCCUAGCCCUGACACCAUGACAGCUGACAAGUCAGAAGCUGGAGACUUAGCACUGGAGCCCCUGCUCACUUGCAAGCUAUGUCUCUGUGAAUAUUCCCUGGAUAAGAUGACCACUCUGCAGGAAUGCCACUGCAUCUUUUGUACAUCGUGCCUGAAACAGUACAUGCAGCUGGCCAUUCAAGAAGGUUGUGGUUCUCCUAUCACUUGUCCAGACAUGCUCUGUGUGAACCAUGGGACCCUACAAGAAGCCGAGAUUGCCUAUUUGGUACCAGUUGACCAGUUUCAGCUAUUCAAGAGGCUGAAAUUUGAACGUGAAGUCCAUUUGGACCCUCAGAGAACAUGGUGUCCUGCAGCAGACUGCCAAACAGUGUGCUGCAUUGGACCAAAUGAGUCGGGAGCACCAGUGCCAGUGGAGUGCCCAGCCUGCCACAUGAUGUUCUGCUCCUCUUGUAAAGAGGCAUGGCACCCACAGCGCCCGUGCCCAGAAAACCAAGCUCUGGUAACAACAGAGCAGGGAUCGCUUAUCGGAACAGAGACAGAAGCACCAAUUAAGCAGUGCCCAGUUUGUCGGAUCUAUAUUGAGAGAAAUGAAGGCUGUGCUCAGAUGAUGUGCAAGAACUGCAAGCACACGUUUUGCUGGUACUGCCUACAGAACUUGGAUAAUGACAUCUUCUUAAGGCAUUAUGACAAAGGCCCUUGCAGAAACAAGCUCGGCCAUUCGCGUGCUUCGGUGAUGUGGAACAGGACGCAGGUUGUAGGGAUCCUCGUUGGACUAGGUAUCAUAGCACUGGUGACCUCUCCCUUGCUGCUUGUGGCAUCUCCAUGCAUCAUCUGCUGCAUUUGCAAAUCUUGCAGAAGCAAAAAGAAAAAGCAUAGCCUACCUACAACCUAAAAGUCUGUGUCUGUUUGAGCCUGUAUCUGUACAGUAUACAUUUGUGAGAAAGCACAACAGUUGGAUUUUGGUGCCAUACCUAUCAAAUAAUGCUUCCCUUUUUUCUUUUUUUCUUUUUUCUUUUUGGCCAAUUUUUGGGAUAAGUGCCUAUUCUCUACAGGCUACUCUAUUGAUAACAAGUGACAAGGUGGGAGAAGUCUAGAUAAUUGUACAGUAGUAUGGUAUAUGUUUUUGCUUUCUGACAGAAAAACAUAACACCAUUCAGUAGUUCAUACCCUCAAGUACGAGCCACCUCUUGAGACUGCUAGAACUCUACCAUCUUCUGUCAGCCACACAUGAAUCAAUUCUGCAGUAUUAAUCUGCUUUUGCAGGCCCAGUUGUUACUGUCAUGCUUUCUGUUAGUUCUUGGUGAAAGUCUCUGAAAGUUUUGAGUGCAUUUUAAAAGGGGAAGAGAGGAGGCUUGAUGUUUUUCUGUCUGCCAGCUCAUCCCAUUAGAGGUAACAAACUGUUAAAAAAUGUAUUUGACAGCUUUCUGUGAAUUGGCAACCAUGGCAUUUCUAUCAGCGUUGAAAUCAGUGAGUUUUAUAUUACUGAUUCCAAUGACAAUUAAAAGCCAACAAAACUAUUUCUAAGGGAGAGCUGCCUUUUAAGAGACUGGACUAGCUUGAGAAAGCUGUGUUUUUUUCUGAUCAGACAUGCUGUAUCUACUUUGAAAUAUAAGGAGUUUGUAUAUUUCCUUGCCAUUGGGCAUACCUUUUGUCAGUAGCAUGGGUAUAAAUUCACCAUCAAUCUAAUAAUUUAGGAAAGGUGGUGAUACAGCUUCUAUUCUGUUCAGUACUGGGAUCUUGGUUGUGUGUGUAUACAGUGACCUCAUGUCCGUGGAUGUACUGAGUGCAUAAUGCACAAUUUGUUUUCUAGGAAGUCAGUAUAUAUUUUUUGAACAGUUUACAUGGGAUAGCAGCAGGAACCCUGUAAUGUUACUCACAACAGGAUAAGGAAAACCCUCUCUUGGACCUUCUGAACCUGCUGAUGUAAAUACUUGAGAAAUGCUGUGUAACCAUCAGUCCACAGGUGGAUAUUUCUUCUGUCCUGCUCAAGGUUAACAAACUGUUACAUAUCAUUUUUUAGUUAUUCUGGAUCUGUCAUUUAAUACAGCCUUCAUUUUCAUUUGGUGCCUCACCGUCAAACUGAUUCAGACCCUACUAUCAGUUACACCAAUAUAAAUUCACUGAAACCUCCCUGAAGAGCUGAAGUUACUUCGGGCUCACUCAGGAGUACCUGAGAUCAGACUCUGCUCCCCUGAGUUUAUUUCCUUAAUGGCUGGUGCUCCUCAUAACCCUGGCCUGCAGUGGCUUUUGUUCUGGGCUCCCAGUGCAUUUUAUAUCUGUGGGAACUGAUACAAGUUUGCACUAUGUGAUCAGUUGUAAUUCCAAACCCCUUGUGAUAAGGGCUGCAAUAUUUAAAUGAGAUGCUUGGUCUGAGAAUUGUCUCAGGCUCUUCCUCCUCUUGUCUACCCUCCUGCAUGCACACGGUGCAAGGCACCAGAAGAAUGUUGUGAAGAGCAUCUCUUCUGUUGCAUUUGGCUGAACCUCAGGAACUUCGCCUUCUUGGCAGUCAUAAAUGUGACCUUCCUUUGUUUAACGUCGCCCUCUGGUUCCUGUAACAGAAGUGGUAGAUGUUCUUAUUUUAAGAAAGUGCAGUCUGUUGAGCAGACUAGCAUGGACAGAGGCCUUAAAUGAUACUGUCUGUUUUACUUUUACUUUGAUUUAUUUUAUAAAUGCUGUCUGAUUUUGUUACCAGUGGCGGUGCUCGCCAGUUGGAAAGGCUGUAUUUAUUCUUCAUCCAUAGCCUCUAAGGGAAUCAGAAAAAUAGUACAUUUUAAAUGUAAAGUGCAAUGCAGGCAACUACAAUUUAUAAUAAGUGGAGAAUGUUUUCUGUAUGUGGUUGUUUUUUGUUUUUUUUUUUUAAGAAUAGUAAUGGUUGUGCUUGGGGGCAGUUAUGGCAUAUUAAAGUAUCCAGCCCUUGGCUUUGCACUAUUUUUCUACCGAUGUUUUUAUGGCACUACUGUCAUCUUCAGCUUAUUUAUGAACUUGCAGUUAAGAGUCUUACUAUAAGAAAGCCUGAAGAACAAAGGUAUAAGAGCUGUACAGUCUCACUGACCAUAACCAGCAUUGUGAAGUACUGAGAGUCUUUGCGUGUUGAACUUAGUUGUUUUUUUGUGUUUUGUGAUCAUAUUUCUGCUAACCAGUUUCUUUCUUUGCCUGCUUCCUCUUUCCCUUGCAGAUGCUCAGUGAAAUGAAUGUUUCUCCUGACUUUUCAUUAAUACUGCCAUGUUAAUGAAGUUACCAAGUUCUUCCCUCUGUUAAAGGAAUGCAACUGAAGGCAGUAUCUUGCUCGGAAUACACUAUUAGACAUUAGUAGGCUGUUUACAGUUUCCACCUCUUUUAGCUCUUUAAAAGGUCUCUAAAGAUAAUACAGCUGUGUCCAUAGAGGGGCAAUUUGUUUUAAUGAUUUAUAGGGCAAUAUUUUAUAAAAGCAGCACAUACGUGUAUAGCUAUAAAGUCUAGGAAGGCAAGACUAUUCUGUUUAUUUUUAUUAACUUCUCAAUCUGAGUGCAGGGUAACAUCUUUCAGAGACUCAUACUAAAUAGCAGAGAUAAAAUGUGCCUUUUCCAUGUUCAAUUUUUACUGCUUGUACCAGUUUAGAUGUCUAGCGGGGUUACCAAAGGAAAUUCAGUAUCCAGGUUUUAGGGCAACCUAAGAGCCAGAGUGCAAAUCUGGUCGCCAAAGUAGCAGAUUGAUAGCAAUGGCCAGAGUUUAGUAAAUAUCCACAAAAACUGGAUAAAGAAACAUGAACUCCAGGUACACCUUCCUUUCACUGUGUAGAUGGAACAAAUUGACAAAGAACAAAGCUCUAGAAAUACUUCAGAGCUUAAGCUAGAAAUCUUAGGAUUAUUUUAUUUAAAAGGCUUUGCACAGUGUACUGUAUAUCCUUCUGUAUAUCCUGACUUUUCAUUGCAUAGGAAUUCCUGAGUAUGUGCUUUAAGUGGACUGUGAGCUACUCAUAUGGCUGAACUAACUCAUCUGUGCAGAAGUUCAGGGAGCAGUAGGGCCCUAUCUCUUGUUUUCCAGUAGACAAAUAUUUUGUACCAACUCAUCACACAUCUAAGGUUUCCAAAGAACAAUAUGAACAAUAGACUUUUUGCAGCGUUUCUUUCUUUCAAAAAACAAAAAUUAUAAGAGAAAUAAUUGAAUAGUAGAAUGGUUUUUGUUAGAGGGGACCUUGAAGAUCUUCUAGUUCCAACACCUUGACCACGGACAGGGUUAUCAGCCACCAACUCAGGAUGCCGAGGACCCAUCCAACCUGGUCUUGAAUGCUUUGAGGGAUGAGUUACCCACAGCUUCUCUGGGCAGCCUGUGCCAGAGCCUCACCACCCUCUGAGUAAAAAAUUUCUUCCUAACAUCUAACCUAAAUCUCCCCUCUUUUAGUUAAGUGCCAUUCCCCCCUGUUUUAUCACUGUCAAGCCAUCUAAAAAGUUGGUCCCCCUUCUGCUUGUAAUUUCCCUCCAAGUACUGGAAAGCUGCAGUGAUGUCUCCCUAGAGCCUUCUCUUCUCCAAGCUAAACAAGCCCAACUCUU